AUGUACUCCUUGGAAGAGCUCUACGAGGAGCUCCCGGAGGUCCUCCAGGAUGAGGCAUGGUGGAAGGAGUGGAAGGAGCAAUGGAGCCGCACGCAGGGACGAGGCAGCAAGCUAGAAGGGUCGACGAGUUUCAAGUCUCCCAGCGAGACUUUGACUUCUCAAGCUGCUGCUGUAGCUCAGGGUCGCGUUGAUCCCCCGCAUGAACGUCAAGAUGUACAGCAAGAGGAAGUCGCUGCAAAGUAUCGAGCUGAACUCCUAGAAGCUUCCGUAAGGAUGGACCUUCUCCAUCGGAAUCUUCUGCAAGAAGAGAUGCAGUUCAACGCGCAAGCCAUCCAGGCAGCCAGGACCGCAGACGCUCGCUUGAAGUCAGCAGGGAUGACCACACGAUUCUACAGGCAGCUCAAGAAACCAGCGUGGGACCACCAGGUGCUGAGGAGCGGGCAAGGGAUCCGACAGAACGUGAGCAGGAGGACGGGAAGGAUCUUAGAGGCCCUGCGACUUCAAACUCUCAAGGAUGGAGAAAUAAGGAUGAAUUCACAGAGCAUCGAUGACGAAUGGGCGGAGCAGAUCGGCAGAGCACUGGUGGAAGAGAAGUCCUCUUACUCCUUCAUCGACCUCAGCAGCAAUUUCAUCUCGAGCCAGGGCUUCAGGUGGGUGUCUCUUGGGCUCAGUCAACAGACGCGCCUGUCCGACUUGCGUCUGAGUGGGAACCCGCUGGACGGAGAUGCGAUGGACCUGAUAGCAGACUGUAUGACUAUCAACACGUCCAUCACUAGCCUGGACUUGAGCUGCUUGAAGUUCGGAGAGAAGAGAGCAGGAUCAUCUCUUCCUGGGGAUGGAGCACCGGGGGAGGAAGAGCAGAGAACAGCAGCUGGGCUGAAGCUGGGGAUGUCAAGAUUCUUGCACUCUCUUCUCCUCUCGAUCUCUCUGACGAGGUUGGACCUGGGAGGCAACGGAAUGGGAUCGACGCAGUUCCGUCAGCUUUGCGACUGGAACGAUCUGGGGGUAGACGGCGGCGGAUACCUUGGACGGCUGCUGGCGGCGUCGAGUCGCAUCCAACACGUGGACGCCAGCUCGAACUGGUUGGGGACUGAAGGAGCCACCAACUUCUUCUUGCAGCUCAACACCAACACGGGACUGACUUCGCUGAACCUGUCUUCCAACAAGAUGUUUCUCAGCGAGGAUGUGUCUCCUCCUAUGAACAAGAUCUUCCUUUACUUCCCUCGCCUGGUCGACUUGAACGUGUCAGCCAACGACGCGUUUGCAGGGUCCAACCUCCUGGACCAGGACUCGUUCAAGAGUUCCCACCUGGGAGGCAUCAAGCUCAUGCUCAACAAGAACCCGAUCGGAAUCGAUGGCUGCAAGCGGCUGGUCAGGGCGGCAGGCAGCUGGUUCCCUAUCGUGCACUUGGAGCUGAGAGGUUGCGACCUCGAGGACUCCUACCUCAUCGUCCUUGGAGCCAUGCUCCUGUCGGCGUCCUCCUUGCGUCGCUUGCACUUGGCGGACAACCGGAUUACCGAGAGGGGCGUAUCCUUCAUCCUCCGUUGGCUCCAGGUUCCUGAAUCCAAGUCGAGGCUCGAGGUCUUGGACAUGGACGGGAACCGCUGCCAGGAUCCAGUAGCGGGAUGCCAGCAUAUUCCUUCACUUCGCUCUAUCUUUCUCCGUAGCAACUUGGUAUCGGACAUGGCAACCCAGCAAGUGCACGACAUGCUCAAGACGCGAGGAUUCGGACAAAUCAGCAUCCUCUUGUAA
This is a messenger RNA of Guillardia theta CCMP2712, 1752 nucleotides long. RefSeq lists its product as hypothetical. Gene Ontology annotation, molecular function: protein binding. Lineage: Eukaryota; Cryptophyceae; Pyrenomonadales; Geminigeraceae. Bases 1 to 1752 code for a protein of 583 amino acids. The transcript has 21 exons. The record is from RefSeq and is a predicted model, not a curated record.